Phlebotomus papatasi is the source of this 427-nucleotide messenger RNA. RefSeq names its product probable 60S ribosomal protein L37-A (gene RpL37a). The record is from RefSeq and is a predicted model, not a curated record. Gene Ontology annotation, biological process: translation. The transcript has 3 exons. Gene Ontology annotation, cellular component: cytosolic large ribosomal subunit; ribosome. Lineage: Eukaryota; Metazoa; Arthropoda; Insecta; Diptera; Psychodidae. The coding region runs from base 84 to 359 and encodes 91 amino acids. Gene Ontology annotation, molecular function: structural constituent of ribosome; RNA binding.
AUUUGUGAGUUCAGCUGGGUUGACUGGUCGCCAUUUCUUUCCGGUGUCAAAUACUACUGAAGUAGUAUCGCGAAACAAGAAAAAUGACGAAGGGAACUUCGAGUUUUGGAAAACGCCGCAAUAAGACCCACACACUGUGCCGUCGGUGUGGACGCUCAUCCUACCACAUCCAGAAGCAUCGGUGUGCCCAAUGUGGAUAUCCGUCGGCCAAGUUGCGCUCAUACAACUGGUCCGUGAAGGCUAAGAGGAGGAAGACCACUGGAACUGGCCGUAUGCGCUAUCUGAAGAAUGUCAGGAGGCGCUUCCGCAAUGGAUUCCGUGAGAAUGUCACUGCAAAACCACGCAAGGCACAGACAUAAGAAUUUUUGUGUGUAAAUUGUGAGUUUGGAUAUUAAAGGAAGCCAAGCAAACAUUCUCUGGUAUGGAA